Messenger RNA from Apodemus sylvaticus (European woodmouse), 1370 nucleotides. It is a transcript of the gene Ngdn, whose product is annotated as neuroguidin. Lineage: Eukaryota; Metazoa; Chordata; Mammalia; Rodentia; Muridae. The transcript is spliced from 11 exons. Gene Ontology annotation, biological process: maturation of SSU-rRNA from tricistronic rRNA transcript (SSU-rRNA, 5.8S rRNA, LSU-rRNA). Bases 368 to 1240 code for a protein of 290 amino acids. Gene Ontology annotation, cellular component: nucleolus; small-subunit processome. The record is from RefSeq and is a predicted model, not a curated record.
GUUGCUUCUUCCCGGAAAGGAAGGAAUCUGUGGACGUUUCCUUUCGCCUCCAUGGAUCGAGGCAAACCAUUGGCACCAUGGAAGAGUAGUGGUUGUUUCAGGGAUGCGCUCGCCCUGACACAGAAGUAGCAUAUGUCAGAUGAGAGAGGGGGUCAGACGCUGCACGUUGGCUGGUUCCAGACAGGAGGCUAGCCCCAGAUUACUCUUCAGAAUGAGCUUUGUUGGGAGAGCCUCGUGACCAUGGCGGGCCGUGAUCCGGCCUUAAGGAGGUGCUGGAGUCAGACGUGUCAAGUUCGAUAACACUUUUGAAAAACCUCCAGGAGCAGACGUUACUUGUGGUCGGAUUUAAUUUGGCUAAUUUCAGGUGAUGGCGGUCACCGCGCAAGUCCAAGCACUGACAACAAAAGUUCGAGCUGGAACGUACUCUACAGAGAAGGGUCUGAGCUUCUUGGAAGUGAAAGACCAGCUGCUGCUCAUGUACCUCAUGGAUCUGAGCAACCUCAUCCUGGACAAGGCCUCUGGAGGCUCGCUGCGGGGACACCCUGCAGUGCUGAGGCUGGUGGAGAUCCGCACGGUUUUAGAAAAACUUCGUCCACUGGACCAAAAACUGAAGUAUCAAAUUGACAAACUGGUCAAGACUGCAGUGACGGGCAGCCUCAGUGAGAAUGACCCACUCCGUUUUAAGCCUCACCCCAGCAAUAUGAUGAGCAAGUUGGGCUCUGAGGAUGAGGAGGAAGAUGAAACAGAGGAGGACCAGUCUGAGGCCUCAGGGAAGAAGUCUGUAAAAGGCUCUUCUAAGAAAUACGUCCCACCACGCUUGGUUCCAGUACAUUAUGAUGAGACAGAAGCUGAGCGGGAACAAAAGCGCCUGGAAAAAGCCAAGAGACGGGCACUGAGCAGCUCUGUCAUCCGGGAGCUGAAGGAGCAGUACUCAGAUGCCCCAGAGGAAAUCCGUGACGCGAGACACCCUCAUGCCACUCGCCAGAGUCAGGAAGAUCAGCAUAGGAUCAACUAUGAAGAGAGCAUGAUGGUGCGCCUGAGUGUGAGCAAGCGAGAGAAAGGGCGGCGAAGGCGGGCGAGCACCAUGAACUCCCAGCUCCAUUCCCUCACACACUUCAGCGACAUCAGUGCCCUGACCGGGGGUACCGCCCACGUCGAUGAGGACCAGAAUCCUAUUAAAAAGCGGAAGAAGAUGCCCAAGAAAGGUCGGAAGAAGAAAGGUUUUCGGAGGCGCUGGUGACAUGCUUACACAUGCACUUUUGGUCAUCCUGGGGAUGCUUCUAUCUUCACUGUGUAGGCGUUUGCCUUGGAAAUGUGGAAAGAGCUCUACUAAAUAAAAUUGAUUAUGAAUUGUUUAUGAAUGAAAGAGA